AGUAAUUUUGUCUAUUGCCUGUUCCAGAACACAAGAUAGUAAUCGUAGGGCUGGAUAAUGCAGGCAAGACAACAAUCCUGUACCAAUUCCUGAUGAAUGAAGUGGUGACUACAUCACCCACAAUAGGUUCAAACGUGGAGGAAGUAGUGUGGAAGAACAUCCACUUUAUCAUGUGGGAUCUUGGAGGCCAGCAAAGCCUACGGGCUGCCUGGAGCACAUACUACCUAAACACUGAGUUUGUGAUAGUUGUGAUAGACUCGACAGACCGUGAGAGACUAUCGGUGACACGGCAGGAGCUGUACCGCAUGUUGAACCAUGAAGAGCUAAGUAAGGCUGCUCUCUUGGUGUUUGCCAACAAGCAAGACGUUAAGGGAGCAAUGACAGCAGCUGAGAUAAGCAGACAACUUGAUCUCACCGCCAUCAAGAAACACCAGUGGCAUAUCCAGUCAUGUUGUGCUCUCUCUGGAGAAGGAUUGUACCAAGGACUUGAGUGGAUAUGCAGUCGGUUUAAAAAAAGAAGUGACCCUCAGCAGACUUUGGUUAAGAUGUGACUUGUCAAGUGAAGUGUAAGAAACUGUUGUUUGGCUGUGAGACAUCACAACGUAUCUCAAGUGUACAGUUCCCUUUUUCAUUUUGAUCAAACUGUAAAUUUAUAUAUAGUUAAUUUUAGUUUACCGAAUUUUUAAGAACUUUUAUAUUUAGGAUUUAGUUUUAAGUAAAAUUAGGAAUAAAGGGACGUGUUUAAUAUUUUUUGUGGACAUGAAAUUUACUUUGUAACUAAUUAUAUCGGAAUUCAAUCCAAUUGUGCAUUUAAAUGAUUACUUAUAAUAAAAAUAAUAUCGUA
Molecule: messenger RNA, 844 nt
Organism: Homalodisca vitripennis (glassy-winged sharpshooter)
Lineage: Eukaryota; Metazoa; Arthropoda; Insecta; Hemiptera; Cicadellidae
Gene: Arl5
Product: ADP-ribosylation factor-like protein 5A
Biological process (GO): protein localization to Golgi membrane; intracellular protein transport; vesicle-mediated transport
Cellular component (GO): cytoplasm; trans-Golgi network
Molecular function (GO): GTP binding; GTPase activity
Source: RefSeq, a predicted model, not a curated record